Messenger RNA from Physella acuta, 3474 nucleotides. RefSeq names its product TLC domain-containing protein 5. NCBI's taxonomy places the organism in Eukaryota, Metazoa, Mollusca, Gastropoda, Physidae. Gene Ontology annotation, cellular component: membrane. The record is from RefSeq and is a predicted model, not a curated record.
UCCUACGAUAACUCCUUACUCCUUGGCAGCAUAUGAGUUAUCAGUUAUCAUUAUGAUAUAAAAAUUGAAAAUCUAGAUCUAGAUCUACAGCGAUUUCGAUCUAGAAUCUUUUCAUUUUAAAAAUAGAUUUUUAUUCACUGGCUCUACAAGAGUUGUACCAAACCCACUAUUAUAAAAUAAAAUCCUUAGUACAUGACACAUAAAGGAAAUCAACUCAAUCAUGUUGAAAAUCAAUACUUUUGAUCUGAGUGAAAUUUUGCUUUACUUUUCCAUAUGGGUAACUCUCUAUUUUUUGCUAUGUGUACUGAAUCCAACUCGUAGCUAUGAAUGGCAUUGCAGAACAGUUACAGUUAUCCAUGCAGUACUGAUAACCUUUUUAGCUCUUUACUGUAUGUAUGUUAUUGGACCAUGGCCUUUUACACAUGCAGGUGGUCCUAAUUCUCCAGAACAGAUCAGAAUAGUGGGCUUAUGUCUUGGUUAUUUCCUCUUUGACUUGGGCUGGUGUUUAUAUUUUAAAACAGAAGGACCAGUAAUGUUAGCUCACCAUUUCCUUAGUAUAGUUGGCUUGUCUUGGUGCUUGAUUGCUGGUGCUUAUGGCACUGAGCUCGUGGCAACUAUAGGUGGAGCAGAAAUGACCAACCCUUUACUUCAGUUGAGAUGGUUUAUGCGCAAUACAGGAUGUUAUAAAACAUUGUGGGGUGAUGUUGUGGACAUCACCUUCAUGUGUUUAUUUGGGUUUGUGCGAAUCAUACUGGGAUCAAUGCUGCUUUAUUCUUAUUUUCAGCAGGACACAGAUUUUUGGGGCAGAGUUGGUGGCGUGUCAAUUUAUCUCAUUGGUUGGAUCUUUUUUGUUGGCAUUCUUAACUAUGCAGUUAAAAAAUACGUCAGGCGAUUUCGAGUGUGGCUACAAAAGGACAGGCCUUCUCCCAACAACUGCAGCACCCCACUCUAUGAUUGUGACAUGAAGGACAAUGUUGGGUUGAUAAGCCAGAAAGAAAUUCCAACACAAAGAGAAAUAAAAGAUGGCAGCUUUGGACUCUCACUCCGAAAGAAUUGUCUGAUACAAGGCAGUAUAGAUUCAUAGCAAAUAUCUCCUUCUGUUGUUUUUUCUGUUAAUUUUAGAACAAAUAUUUUAUGUUAUAUUUGAAUGUUUUUUACUGUAGCUAUAAUAUAAAGCUGUAUUAUGCAUUUUCAAAGCAACUGUUGAAGUGAAAUUUCUAAAAAAAUCUGAGUGUAUAUUUGGACAAUUCUAUGUAGUUUUUAUCUUUUUACCUGUGUUUUCACUUGUGUGAUAUCUGAACUAUUUUAGAUAUUUUAAACAGCAUAACUGAGAAACAGUUUUAAAAUUCUCAAGAAAUUAACUCCUCUUUUUCAUGUGCAUGUUAAAUUGUUGUUGUUUUUUUGUGUACAUUGGUCUACUGCUGUUGAUUGUUUGAAAUCUUAUAUUGUGUUAAACAAAUCUAAUGCAUAUAUUGAUCCACUGCUGUUAACAAUGUUUGAUAUUCUAUGAAAUUGCUCACCACACUGUGUACUCAAAUUAUUAAAAACAUGUCAAUCAAUAUUUUUAACAGAUACUGACAGAUUAAUAUUCUCUAACCUAUGACUGACAGAUUAAUAUUCUCUAACUACAUGACUGACAGGUUAAUAUUCUCUAACCACAUGACUGACAGAUUAAUAUUCUCUAACCACAUGACUGACAGAUUAAUAUUCUCUAACCACAUGACUGACAGAUUAAUAUUCUCUAACCACAUGACUGACAGAUUAAUAUUCUCUAACCACAUGACUGACAGAUUAAUAUUCUCUAACCACAUGACUGACAGAUUAAUAUUCUCUAACCACAUGACUGACAGAUUAAUAUUCUCUAACCACUUUACUGACAUUAAUAUUUUGUAUCCAUUUAAUGGUGAGAUGAAUUUUUACAUCCACCUCCCUUUUUUAUAUAAUUCUUUUACCCUGUGUUUUUGACUUAACUGUGCUGUGAAGUGUGGUUAAGCUAUGGAGUGCCAACAAGAAAGCUUCAAUGGUUUCAAGUUAGGCAUUGUACUUAAGAAACAAAUAACUAUGAGAUUCAAUUCAGAUCACAGAGUGUACUUGACUGUGGCAAUGACCUCAAUGUCUCCAAUACACAACUGACAAGUAUUGUCUGCUGUGGCAGGUUUCCAUUGAUGUUUGCGACAGACUGAUAUCCUCUCGUCUAAGAAUUGAAAAGUAUUUUCUGGGGUUUUUUUUUCAAUUAGUUUUUGUUGUAGGGUGGUGCAAUGAUUUUUCUGCAUUAGGAAAUAUAAACCUGACAUAUCUACAAAACUGUUUACAGUAUAAUUAAUGUAUAAUUAAUGUGACAACAUAGUUGAUUUUAAAUUUAAUUGUCAGUUAAUAUUUCUUUGUAUGAGAAUUAUUUAUUGUAUUUAUAAAGUGUAAAAUGGAUGUAUUCUAUCUGUAUUCAUGUUUUAAAAUGUCUUGUCUUUCAGCGUAAAAUGAUACCAGGACUGCUGCUAAUUAUUUAAACCUCUAUACAAACCUAGUUUUUCUUUUUAAUGUUACUAAUCAACCAGUCAUUUGCCAGUUAUCAUUUAAAAUCUUUGGUUUAAAAUUUCAGGAAUUUAAAUAGCAUUAUAUAAGCCUGUGGACUUGAACUCUGACUUGGUGUUGGCUGCAGUCUUCCUUUUAGUGGGUUCUUCUACAUGUUUAAAACAUUGUACCAUUGCUUCUAGACUGAAAUAUUGACCACAUUUUCUUUUUGACUAAAAUACUGAUCAUAGUUAAACAUUUUAAAACCUUAAAUUUUUAUUACAGAUAGCACAACGAACUAUUUUGGAACUGUUUUUGUUCUGACGUUUUGUUACAAAUGAAUAAUGGAAUUUUCUCUAAAUAAUUUUUUAUAACCCUUUAAAGUGAUGCAAACUUUUUCUUAGUAAAAUGAAUUUUAAGGGUAAUUGUUUAUACAACAACUAUACAAAAAAAAGUAAUUUUGUUUUUUAUUUUUAAGUUGUUUUUUUUUUUUUUAAAUUGUGUUCUGGUGUGUUAAGCUUUUAACAUUCCAUUCAUCAAUUUUAAAGCUGAAAGUGUAUGUGUGCUUUGUGUAUAAAACUUCAAUGCUUUAUUAUACUGAACCCUAUUUUAAUAUUUAUAUUUUUCCCUAAGUCAGCAUCAAAUUUUAUUUUACUAAAUUAUAUUGACUGUACAUAAUAUUUUGUGUAAUAUGUAAGAAACACAGCCAACUAAUGUAAUACAAAAUAAAAUAAAUUUUUACUUGUAAAAAUUGAGUAAGCAACAAAUUCACUUUUUACCAUUUCUUGAAUUUCAAUAGUUUGCCAUUAAUUUUUAAAGUUUUCUGAGUUGCAAUCUGUGUAAUGUAAUUUAUUGAAGAACAAAAGAGAAAGCACUAAGCAUUUUAAAUAUUUCGAAAUUUUAAAUGUAAUUAUUUUCUUUCAUUGUAUUCUUCACUCAGAAAACAAAGCAAAAGUAUAUUACAAA